Messenger RNA from Uloborus diversus, 2607 nucleotides. RefSeq names its product zinc finger protein OZF-like. The transcript is spliced from 2 exons. NCBI's taxonomy places the organism in Eukaryota, Metazoa, Arthropoda, Arachnida, Araneae, Uloboridae. Gene Ontology annotation, molecular function: DNA-binding transcription factor activity; RNA polymerase II cis-regulatory region sequence-specific DNA binding. Gene Ontology annotation, biological process: regulation of transcription by RNA polymerase II. The coding region runs from base 1052 to 2566 and encodes 504 amino acids. The record is from RefSeq and is a predicted model, not a curated record.
CUGAAAAACAUUUAUUUGACACAUAUUGAAAAUUGGUUACAACACAAUGAUUUGUUCCCCGGGAAAAAUUAGAAAAAGGGCUUACAAUAGGUCCAUGCAUGGUUUAAAAGUCCUGUUGGUGUUCCAAGGUGACGUCUCACCGGUCGUUGGACAGCAUGGCAAUUUCCACGAAUUGCAGGCAGGUCGAUUCACACCGCGUGAGCCACAGUUCACCACAUCAAGGAAAGGUAUACCAGGGAUGGACGCGAUCUUCUUCCGCAGGAGAACAAAAGACCCACAUCAGGGAAACUUAGAACUCUUUGCUUUUGUAGACGUCAUCACAAUACACGGGUUCCAGACUCAAAACAUCACUAGUGCUUUUCCCGGAAAAACCAGACCUCACCAAGAGGCCAAUAACAAAAUUUUAGGAGGACAUCAGACGAACACGUUCACAAUACACAACACAAGACGAGGAGACAAGUAAAAAAACGAAGCGAAGCGAAGCAAGCGAUCGAGCUCCUGCCGGUCAGCGUAUUUAUAGCCCGAUUCGGCCUUUCCAGAAACAAUGUGACGUUACCUAAUUUGCAUAUUGCCAAAACAACUCAACCCGAAGAAAACACAGCUUGCAGGUUGCACAAUCAUUAUUUAAUUUGGCGUUCAGCACUUAACACCUCAACAUGAUUUCAUCACGUCAUUGACACGUGCUCUUUCGGAAAUUUACCGACAUCUGCCGAAUGACAACAACCAAUCAUAGCAUGCCGCAUGUUUUCCGAACACUUCCGAUUCAAACUCGGACAUUUGAGUGUUGGCGGCAGGUGGAUGGGAUUCUUCGCGCAAAGUUUUCUCUCGGAAUGGCAAAAGAUGUCUUUUGCAAUAAUAAAAUGGCAAGCAUAUGCUUGCGAAAAUGUAGAAGAUUGAUUCAUGUUCAAUGUUAGCUGUGCAUUUACUUUCAUUGACCCAAUCGAGAUUUUUGUUCUGCAUCAAAUUCUAAACUAUUUGAUAAAUGGUUUUCAAGGCCUCUGCGGAUGAUAUAACAUUGCAACUGAAGUCUUUUAAAAACUAACAUGGUUUAAUGAUAAAUUGGAUGGUAGGAAAGCAUUUUCAUCAAUGUAUUAAUCAUUUACAAGUGCAGAACAUUUGCGAAAUAAUUUGGAACUCUGUAGUGGAGAAAAAAAUGUUUACGUGUGAUGUUUGUUCCAAAGAAUUUAGGUUAAGAUGCAAACUUAAGAAGCAUUUUAAAAUCCAUAGCGGGGAAAAGCCAUUUUCUUGUACGGUUUGCUCAAGAGCUUUUACUGAAAAGGGGACUCUCAGAAGCCAUAUGAGGAUCCAUACGGACGAGAAGCCGUAUUCUUGUGAGUUUUGUCCAAAGACAUUCAACAGCAGCUCAGAUCGGAAUGCACAUUCCAGAACCCAUACUGGUGCAAAACCAUUUUCCUGCACCAUUUGUACGGGUGCGUUUGCUACACUGAGAAGACUGAAGUUACACUUAAGAACUCACUCUGGGGAAAAGCCAUUUCUCUGUGAAUUCUGUCCAAAAGCAUUCUCUCGACAAGGAGACCUUCAUAGACAUCGGAUAACCCAUACGGGAGAGAAACCGUACAUCUGCGAAGUUUGCUCAAAAGAGUUUACUCGGGGAAAUUCUUUUAAAGAACAUAUGAAUAUUCAUACGGGAGAAAAGCCGUAUUCUUGUGACGUUUGUUCCGAGGCCUUUUCUUUGAAAAAACAACUUGUUAUUCAUAUGUCCCUCCACGAGACAAACAGUGUGAAAGAAAAGCCAUUUUCUUGCGAUUUCUGUGCAAAAGCAUUUUUUCGACGUUGUGACGUUAAUCAACAUAUGGUAACCCAUAUGGAAGUGAAGCCAUAUGCGUGUGAAAUCUGUUCAAAAGAAUUUUCUCGAAAUACAUAUCUUAAACAGCAUAUGAUGAAGCAUACCGGAGAGAAGCCAUAUGCCUGUGAGAUCUGUUCAAAAGCUUUUUCCAGGAAGAGAAGUCUUAGUGUUCAUAUGCAACUCCACCAGCAAUCCAACGUGGGAGAAAAACCGUAUCGGUGUGAAGUUUGUUCAGGAAAGUUUAAACGUAAAUCUAAUAAAAAUUAUAUUAGGAUCCAAACGGAAGAAAACCCGAAUUCCUGUGAAGUUUGUUCAAAUGCUUCUGCUCUAAGUGAAUAUCUUACUGAACACAUGACAUCAGAGAAGCAAGCCCUUAUGAGGAAAAAAAAGUACUCGUGUGAAGUUUGUUCACGGGGAUUUUCUCGAACUAGGGAUUUCAAAGAACACAUGUAUACCCAUAUGGGAAUAAAACCAUAUACUUGUAAUAUUUGUUCAAAAGCUUUCGCUCGAAAAAUCAUUCUUACUGAACAUUUGGCAAUGCACGAGCGGAUCGAUAGGGGUGAAAAACCUUUUCCGUGUGAAAUUUGUUCAAUGACAUUUACUCGAAGUAGAGAUGCUAAAGAACAUAUGACGAUCCAUACGGGGGAAAAACCUUUCACCUGUGAGGUUUGUUGCAAAGAUUUUGCUCGAAAAAGAUAUCUUACUGGACAUAUGAAAGUCCAUAAACGACCGCUUGUAUUGAAAGUUGAAACUCAGUAAAAAAGAAAUUGUUCUUUUGAAGACCAAUAAAUGUAAUUUUU